Messenger RNA from Aspergillus affinis, 1020 nucleotides. RefSeq names its product dihydroneopterin aldolase domain protein. Gene Ontology annotation, biological process: folic acid-containing compound metabolic process. The record is from RefSeq and is a predicted model, not a curated record. Gene Ontology annotation, cellular component: cytoplasm. NCBI's taxonomy places the organism in Eukaryota, Fungi, Ascomycota, Eurotiomycetes, Eurotiales, Aspergillaceae. The transcript is spliced from 2 exons. Bases 1 to 1020 code for a protein of 339 amino acids. Gene Ontology annotation, molecular function: dihydroneopterin aldolase activity.
AUGUCUCAAUCAACCUCUUCUAUCCAGACCGCCCCCCAGCCGUCAACUAUCGACACAAUCCAGCUUAGAGAUAUCCAAAUUCACCUACCCCGUGCACCAGAUGCAUGGCACCGGCCUGGAACGACCCAGCCGUGCUCCGCGUCACUUCGGCUUUCUUAUUCAUCAUCAAUUGCCGCAGCCGAAGCAGACGAUGUUUCUCGCACAAUCGAUUACGGAAAGCUCUUUCGUCGCAUCACCCAGUCUAUGAGAAAGAUGAACAAGACCUCCAAGCUAUAUGAAUACACGCUGGAAAAUUAUAUCAUGGGUGCAGAUGAAAAACCACUGCAAGACACGCUACGUGGGGAAACAGGUCAAGAUGUCCGCUUGUUCGCGGCAAUCAUGGCGGAAUCUUGCCUCGAGAUCUUGGUUGAGUGUGCGGUUAGUGCUCGAUUUCACUUCUCGUUCUCAUCUGUCCUAUAUGUAUCCAUAGACUAUGUUAACGAGAGACAGAAAGCCUCCCCUCAGUCUACCGCCAUCCGUACCGAUUACGGUGAAUUCGAGCUCAGGUUACAUCUUCCGAAAGCCAUUCUCCGCGCAGCCGGGGGACUUUGGCAUAGAGGUGUUUUUGUUAUGAGAGCCAUUCAAGAGCAAGGUCGUACCGCUCGACGCCUAAUACUUCUCGAAGAGGAAUUUGAAAUUCGUGAGAUCCGAUCAUUCUGCAUCUUGGGCGUCAACCCCUGGGAAAAACUCGAGAAACAGGCCGUGAAUAUCUCGCUGAAAUUCAAGGGACCGGGAGGUCACAAAUGGGGAUCAACUGUCGUCGACACAUAUCAGGCAAUGAGUCGUGAUGUUGCAGAGCGGGUCGAGAAAACCUCAUUUCAGAGUGUUGAGGCACUGGCUUCUUUUGUUGCACGUAUCGUCACUAUGGACCAUGGGAAUGAUAAAGUUACUGUCUUGGUGGAGAAGCAUAGUGCGUUGGCAUUUGUAGGUGGAUCAGGAUUAGAUAUUACGCGCUCACGAGCCUUUUACUUGAAGACUUAA